AUGGAGGAGCGGCGUUUGCGUUGCUCUAGUGUUACGUGUCUAAAUCUGUCGGUGCCAACCGGACGUAAGAAACCGCAGUGCAGCAAAGUGUGGAAAGUUUGGCAAUGCUCACGGUUUCAUACCUGGCAAAUUAUGGCGACUGUGGUUCCUCACGCGCGCGGGGACGCGUGUUGUGAAGGCAAACACCGUGCGAUUAUUACACCCGCAAUGAAGAAGUACAUUGGCGAUAUGGAUGAAACGGGGCUCACGCCCAGGCACAUUUGGUCUGGUCUGCGCCGCUACAGCGCAGCUCCACCGCUAAAUGGUGUGCCGUCCUACAAACAAGCAUUUGCGAACGAAACAUGGAGAGCGCAAUUCAGUGGGCUCGCUGAAAAAAUUGGUGCGUGA
This is a messenger RNA of Phytophthora sojae, 387 nucleotides long. RefSeq lists its product as hypothetical. Bases 1 to 387 code for a protein of 128 amino acids. The record is from RefSeq and is a predicted model, not a curated record. The transcript has a single exon. Lineage: Eukaryota; Oomycota; Peronosporomycetes; Peronosporales; Peronosporaceae.